Penicillium bovifimosum is the source of this 1071-nucleotide messenger RNA. RefSeq names its product zinc-dependent alcohol dehydrogenase family protein. Gene Ontology annotation, molecular function: oxidoreductase activity. NCBI's taxonomy places the organism in Eukaryota, Fungi, Ascomycota, Eurotiomycetes, Eurotiales, Aspergillaceae. The coding region runs from base 1 to 1071 and encodes 356 amino acids. The transcript has 2 exons. The record is from RefSeq and is a predicted model, not a curated record.
AUGAAUAGUGCGGGAACUCAUACCGUCCUUCGUCUGACCGACCGUAACUCGUGGAACAGCCUGACCGAAUUCCGAGAGCGCCGACCAUGUGCCGGAAAGGGUGAAGUCCUCAUCAAGGUCCGAAGUGUGGCCUUGAACCACCGAGACCUUGCUAUUGCCACCGGAACGUACGCACAUCGGGUGAGGGACCGAGUCAUCCCCGGCUCUGAUGCCGCUGGAGACAUCGUCAUGGUUGGCAAAGAUGUCCGCGGAUUCGCUAUAAGUGACAAGGUGGUCAUCGCCUAUGACCAGAAGACACGCACUGGACCGAUCAAGUCUUGGAAUUGGGGCCUAGGCGGCCCAAUCGAUGGCGUGAUGAGAGAGUAUAUCUCUGUUUCUGAGCAUGCUGUUGCUAAAAUCCCCAAAGACUCUCCUCUUUCCUAUGCGCGGUGGGCUGGUACCGCCAGCUUUGGUGUCAUAGCCUGGAAUGCUUUGUACGGCGAUGUGCCAAUCAAAAGUGGCCAGACGGUUUUGUUUCUUGGUACCGGUGGCCUGUGUCUUUGGGGCCUCAUGCUAGCCAAAGCUGCUGGAGCGAUUACAAUCAUCACCUCCUUUGAUCCGGACCAAUUGAGAUACGUCAAAAAUGAGUUCGGACCGACGCACGCGAUUUUCUGCAAUGAGAAGAGAGACUGGGCGGUACAGGCACAGAGGCUCACCUCAGGCCGGGGUGUGGAUCACGUAUUUGACAUUGGCGGUGCUGUGACUAUCGAGAAGUCAAUCGAAGCUGUUGCCUUUGGCGGUACGAUCUCUCUCUUUGAUUGCGUGGGCCCAAAACUGGAAGGCAACAUGCCCGAUGUUGUGCAACUUGCUCUGAGGAAGGGUGUGAAGAUGCGCGCUGUUCUGCAUGGCUCGAAACAGCACUUGGAUGAAGUGAUUGCAUUCAUCGCAGCGCACGAGCUUCGGAUGCCCAUUGAGAAGAUCUUCCACUUUGACCGUGAUCAGGUCGUGGCGGCGUACAAGUACCUCGCCGGUGGUCAACCCAUCGGAAAGGUUUGUGUUGUUUUUGGGUGGUCUGGAUCAGUGUCUUGUUAG